CAAAAAGUUGUUAAAUGUAGUUUCAUUUUCACUUAAAUUUAAGUGAAUUAUAAAUUAAACUAGUUUAUUUCGCAGCAUAAAUAAAGAUAUGGUGAAAUGUGUUGUAGGAUCGUGCAAAAACACAUCAAAUACUAUUUAUAAAAAUAACCGGAAUUAUAAAGAUGCGAUUUCAUUGCAUCGAUUUCCUACAGACGAAGUUAGGAAACGAGAAUGGGAGAUAGCUCUGAAUUGUGAAGAACAGUCAGACAGUGCUGUGUGUUCUGAACAUUUUGAUGUUGGGGAUUACUACUACACUAAGAGUGGUUUACGAAAAUUAACAGCAGAUGCUGUGCCCCGGAUCAAACACAACAAAGUACAUCCUCACCAAACGAAGGGUCCAAAAUUAUCUGUGUCUUUGCCACCAAAUAUAAGACCAACCGACUCACAAGAAGUUGUGAAACUGAAGCACAGAGUGAGAGGAUUGGAAGUUGUAGCGGCAAACAGAAAAAAGAAACUGAACCUGAUGAGGCAAAGUAACAGAAGAUUGAAGGAUAAGUUAAAGAGGAUGCAAGUAGUAAUUCUAAAUCUAAUAAGGAAGGAAGGGAAGGAUAAUGGGACAUCAAUUUAAGCUUUAUUAUUUAUUCUAUAUCAGGAAUAAGUAGCUAAAUAUAAUUUUUGUCAUGAUAGUACCUGGUACUUUUAGCUUAUGAUAUUGAUUCAAUUUGUUUUUUAACCGACUUCCAAAAAGGAGAAGGUUAUUAAUAGGUAUCAACAAGUGAGAAGUAUAAAGACUGAUUAUUUAAUUUAUUAGAAUAUUAUUUAUGAAAUACGAGUGUACAUUAGGCAUCUAAGGUAAUAUCAUGAAGCUAAUACAGAGGGUAAUAUUAUGAGGCUAUCUGUGUUCAUAGAUGAUAGAUAUUAGCAUAAAUCUCUGUAGACAACUAGAUAAUAAUGAUUACAUCAUUAAAACUGAAAGUAAAUUAUAAUAUACUAUAAUUUUCAAUAAUGUUACAAAACUGUAAUAUAGGCAGUGAC
This is a messenger RNA of Aricia agestis (brown argus), 1014 nucleotides long. Its product is annotated as THAP domain-containing protein 2-like. The coding region runs from base 89 to 607 and encodes 172 amino acids. The transcript has 3 exons. Lineage: Eukaryota; Metazoa; Arthropoda; Insecta; Lepidoptera; Lycaenidae. The record is from RefSeq and is a predicted model, not a curated record. Gene Ontology annotation, molecular function: sequence-specific DNA binding.